UUGUCUGUACAUAGAGUUAGAGAUAGUGAUAAUGAUGAUACAAAUACAGUUUCAACCAUCAUUGUUCCACAUUCGCAAUUUUAUCGUUUUUGCUCAGCCUUGGCACGAAAAACUGUGUUAAAACAAAGCGACAGCGAAGUAACACGAGAUUCUAAUGGUAAUACAGUUAGUUCAGUACAAAGUAGUUCUAUGGAUGAAAGGAGAAGCAGUAACGCUGAUAAAACUUUACAUAAAUCAAAUUCAUGUGGCGAUUUGCCCAGUUGUUCUGGCGAAAUAACAUCAGAAGCUAAAACAAAAACGGAUAACACUUCUGAAAUUGUAUCAGCCGGUGUCUCAAAAAAAAGUAAUAGCACAUCGAUAUCAACAAUUCUAAAAGCUCGUCUUAUUCGACGUGGUGUCAGUAAUCGCAAGCUGAAUGCAAAACGGAAGUCAUCAAAAAUGCAACGAAAAGAACGGCGAGCUACCAAAACUUUAGGUGUUGUUGUCGGUGUCUUUUUGCUAUGUUGGGUACCAUUUUUCACGAUGAAUAUACUGAACGCAGUUUGUAUCUUAUUGAAGGUUGAUGCUUGCGUAGUUAAUUUUGAUGUUUUUUUUUAUUGCACAUGGAUCGGGUAUAUGAACUCAUUUAUGAAUCCAAUUAUAUAUACCAUUUUUAAUGCAGAAUUUCGACGAGCAUUUAAAUUAAUGACUGAUUUACACAUAUUUGUAUCAUUGGAAACAGACUGAUU
Messenger RNA from Enterobius vermicularis (human pinworm), 728 nucleotides. The record is from the annotation of a GenBank genome assembly. NCBI's taxonomy places the organism in Eukaryota, Metazoa, Nematoda, Chromadorea, Rhabditida, Oxyuridae.